AUGCCCAAUCCGCCAGUGCCGAUGCAGAUCAAGGUGACUCCGAAAAACAGUCUUCUACCUCCCGUGGACCAUGCUCCCUGGCCCGCAGCUGACAGCAACUCAGUCCUUAUCUCUUCUCCUUCCAUCUUCGCGUCCUCAGCCUCGGCACCUCUUUUCUCCACACCCUCCUCAACGGCCCUGAUUGGCGUUGACCCUUCGCUGACGUCCUCUGCAAAUGCCUCCAACAUAAACUGGACCGUUCUCAGUCCAGUGGCAGUCAAUCCGACUUCGAGAGGGACCUCUGACCAGCCGAGUGGUCUGACCUCGUCCAGAAGUUACGCCGGGUCCGGAACAGCCGCUCUCAGGCAAAAGUCUUGUCAGUCGGCCGCAGAGACCAACCCUUUCGCAGAGGCUAAGGUUACCGGUACGUGCCCAAACAGCUGCCCCUCCCCAAAAAGGCCAACGGCCAAAUAG
Protopolystoma xenopodis is the source of this 453-nucleotide messenger RNA. The record is from the annotation of a GenBank genome assembly. Lineage: Eukaryota; Metazoa; Platyhelminthes; Monogenea; Polystomatidea; Polystomatidae.